Glarea lozoyensis ATCC 20868 is the source of this 1749-nucleotide messenger RNA. RefSeq names its product MFS general substrate transporter. Lineage: Eukaryota; Fungi; Ascomycota; Leotiomycetes; Helotiales; Helotiaceae. Gene Ontology annotation, biological process: transmembrane transport. The coding region runs from base 1 to 1749 and encodes 582 amino acids. Gene Ontology annotation, molecular function: transmembrane transporter activity. The record is from RefSeq and is a predicted model, not a curated record. The transcript is spliced from 3 exons.
AUGGGUUUCAUGGGCCUCUCCAAGUUCGGCCACAAGGACUCCGUCAACGAUUUCACGGAUGUGCUUGUCCCAAUGGCCGAUGCCAAGCGCCACCCUGAUGUUGUUGCAGAAUAUCAACGCCGUAUCUCAAAAGAAGGUGCUCGCCCCGAUGCUGCUGACGUGACAGGUGCAAAUGACGAAAAGAAAGACGGCCCGCUCAGUGAUACCGAGGGCGGCUUUCCCAGAACUAGCAGUGGAACAUAUAGCCCCUAUACCGUCGAAGGCCUGAAAGCUGAGAUUCAUGAAGAUGUCUCGACCAGUGAACACAAUACCGCCUAUGAUUUGAAAAGUAAGGUCAUCAAUAAAGCUAUCCAAGAUAUUGGCAUGGGGCGGUACAACUGGCAAUUAUUCAUUCUUUGCGGAUUCGGCUGGUUCGCCGACAACCUCUGGCUUCAAGGUGUUGCUCUGACAUUGCCUUCCUUAUCAGCAGAAUUCGAUGUGUCUGAUACCCAGAUACGCUAUACUACGUGCGCACUUUUCAUAGGUCUGUGUCUUGGCGCGAGCUUCUGGGGUAUUGGCUCUGAUAUCAUGGGCCGCCGUUUGGCUUUCAAUUGUACACUUUUCAUUGCUGGUGUAUUCGGUAUUGCCGCUGGUGCUGCACCCAGCUGGGUGGGUGUAUGUGGUCUCUUCGCAGCGCUCGGCUUUGGUGUAGGGGGUAACCUUCCCGUCGACGGUGCUCUCUUCCUGGAAUUCUUGCCCAACGCCUCGGGCGGUCUUCUCACGCUGUUGUCGGUCUGGUGGCCUGUUGGUCAACUAGUUGCUUCCUUGAUUGCUUGGGGCUUUCUAGGGACCAGUUAUCCCAUCGAUGAGGGCUGGAGGUAUUUCGUAUACACCAUGGGCGCAAUGACCUUUGUCAUGUUCCUCUCCCGAUUCUUGUUGUUCCAUCUCUACGAGUCACCUAAGUUCCUGCUUUCUCGGGGACGUCAAGCCGAAGCUGUUGCUGUCGUUCACGGCAUGGCGUACAAAAACAAAACCACUACGUGGCUCACAGAAGAUAUUCUGAAUGAGAUCGGCGGUCAUCCAGAGAAGACUGAAGGCUCAACUCUUACAACCGCGGAAAUCAUCAAGCGAAAACUUGGUGCAUUCUCCGGGGAUCGAAUUGGCCCUCUCUUCCACGACCGAAAACUUGGAAUGACGACUGGUCUGCUUUGGUUCUGCUGGGCCACAAUCGGAAUGGGCUAUCCACUUUUCAACGCCUUCCUUCCUCAGUAUCUUGCUCGUGGAACGACUGCGGGUGGCGAGACUGUCAGUGCAUCCAUCACUUACCGUAACUAUGCGAUUACCUCAGUCGUGGGCGUUCCCGGUUCGAUCCUGGCCUGUUACACAGUGGAUGUGAAAUACAUUGGUCGUAAGGGUACCAUGGCUAUUUCCACGAUGCUCGCUGGUGUCUUCCUCUUCCUCUUCACUCUCUCCGCAGAUUCUGACUACCAACUCGCCUUCUCUUCGGUUGAGGCUUUCUUCCAGAACAUCAUGUAUGGUGUCUUGUACGCUUACACGCCCGAGGUAUUCCCUGCUCCAGUAAGAGGUACCGGUACGGGAAUAUGCAGUUUCCUUAACAGAAUUGCUGGGCUAUGUGCUCCUAUCAUUGCCGCCAAUAUUCCAGGUGCAAAUCCAAACGCACCGGUUUUUGUGUCGGGCGGAUUGAUCCUGGCUGCGUUUGUUGCAAUGGUCUUAUUGCCGAUUGAGACAAUGGGCAAGCAGCGAUUGUAG